Astyanax mexicanus (Mexican tetra) is the source of this 3296-nucleotide messenger RNA. It is a transcript of the gene lpin2, whose product is annotated as lipin 2. The record is from RefSeq and is a predicted model, not a curated record. Lineage: Eukaryota; Metazoa; Chordata; Actinopteri; Characiformes; Acestrorhamphidae. The transcript has 19 exons. Gene Ontology annotation, biological process: cellular response to insulin stimulus; positive regulation of transcription by RNA polymerase II; triglyceride biosynthetic process. Bases 171 to 3011 code for a protein of 946 amino acids. Gene Ontology annotation, molecular function: phosphatidate phosphatase activity; transcription coactivator activity. Gene Ontology annotation, cellular component: cytosol; nucleus; endoplasmic reticulum membrane.
AAUGGCGUAUAGAGUGUGACUGUUUGUGUUUAUUCCUGGGAGGGUCAGUCAAAGGCCAGUGCGGGCAGUAUUUGAGCUAGGAGCUGCUGAUGAUGAUUACAGACAAACAGAAGUGCUUGGUUAACAAGGAGGAAGAGUUUACAUGAACCGAUAGAGUUUGAAAAGCUGUAAUGAAGAGACUGCGCUCUUGGGCAGAGUUAGACCCCCCCUUUAGCGGUACUGAGGAAGAUAACAGUGAGCAGGAUGAGUCUUCAGCCCUUAAGCCGUCGUGGUCCUUGGCUGACACCAUGAACUAUGUGGGACAGCUGGCUGGCCAGGUGCUGGUGACUGUGAAGGAGCUGUAUAAGGGCAUUAAUCAGGCCACGCUCUCGGGCUGCAUCGACGUGGUGGUGGUCCGACAGAAGGAUGGAACUUAUCAGUGCUCCCCUUUCCACGUGCGCUUUGGCAAACUGGGCGUGCUUCGCUCCAAGGAGAAAGUGAUCGACAUAGAAAUAAAUGGGGAGCCAGUGGAGCUACACAUGAAGCUCGGAGACAAUGGAGAAGCGUUCUUUGUGCAAGAAACGGAGGUGCAGAAUGAGGUAGUACCAGCUCACCUGGCCACUUCUCCUAUCCCCACUGAAAUUCACAAGUUCUGGAUCGGAGGGGACCAUACUGGGGAUCAGGACCAAGACAAUGACCCCCAGGACCCCGAGGAUCCCCCCGUGGCUAGCACUAGCACGGGCAAAAAGAAGAAAAGGCGAAGAAAGAAGCAUAAAGGUGACUCUCGGCGGGAGGAGAUGACCCCGCCUGCCUCCAUCGGUGCUUCGGCCCCUGCUGAGGAAAUUUUUGAAAUGGACAUGAGCUCAGACGAAGAGAUCACUCCCUGCUCAAGAUCGUCUUCUAUCAACACAUUGAAGGAGGUUGAACCCAGACUACCACCAGUUCGCCAUUCACCAGAGAACUACCCUUAUUCAGAUGGAGACUGGUCUCAUGCAGACAACCAUACCAUGUCGGCAGCCUUCUCCCCCAAGAGUGACUCUGAGCUGGUGAUCAGACCCUCAGAGUCCUUGCUUAAAAUGGAAUCUCACAUGCAGUGGACAUGGGGAGAGUUCCCAGAACCCAGGGUGGCAAAGAAGGAAAAGACAGAGUUGCCGAAGACCGUGACCAUAACGCCGACGGAGAACACUCACUUCAGAGUGAUUCUGAGCUCUGAGGCCAUGGACCCUGAUGUUGAUGGACAGCGAGGACCAGCUCCUAUGCAAUCUGCACCUGCUGUGUGCACCAUUGUCAAGCCUGAACCCCGCACUCCAGUCACCCCUAUCAAUCCUCUAACCUCUAUCUCUGACUGUCUGGAGGUGCUCCCUGGUGAGGCUGUGGCCACCUCCACCCCAUCAGACCCACAUAUUGCUGCUCCUGCUAUUGCUAGUGCUGCUGCUGUAAUGGGUGGAGAAAUGGGAGACAUUUGCCCCAAGACUGAUUCCCCUUCCAAGAAGAAAGGAGUCCCAAAGCGGAGCCAGCACCAGGGCCCUGAGGAUAUAUACCUAGAUGACCUGAAUGUACUUGAACCUGAUGUGGCUGCACGCUACUUCCCGAAGAGUGAGUCUGAAGCCGCCUCCAAGCACUGGAUAGAUUCAGGGACUCACUCAGGUUCUCAGUCCCCCCAGUCUGUGGGCAGUGCUGCGGCCGACAGCGGCACCGAAUGCCUAUCUGACUCCGCCUCCGACCUGCCUGAUGUCACGCUCUCUCUGUGCGGAGGCCUCAGUGAGAAUGCUGAGAUAUCCAAAGAGAAGUUUAUGGAGCAUAUCAUCACCUAUCAUGAAUUUGCAGAAAAUCCAGCCAUUAUAGACAACCCCAAUUUGGUUGUGAAAAUAGCAAAUAGAUACUACAACUGGGCCUUGGCUGCACCCUUGAUUUUAAGCUUGCAGGCUUUCCAGAAAAACCUACCCAAAGCUACAGAGGAAGCCUGGGUUAAGGAGAGGAUGCCCAAGAAGUCAGGCCGCUGGUGGUUCUGGCGUAAAAGAGCAGACAGCACCAUAAAACAGUCUGAGAGCACAGGAAAGCUGGAGAUGAAGGAAGCGCAACUAGAAGACAGUGGCACCUCCCUUUCCUUGGAAAGCCACGCCCGCACAGGGGAGACCAGAGACUCAUCCAGUGAUGAGGAGGGGAAGGAGGUGAGUGCAGCUGCUGCCUCUCUAGAGCGCUCAGCCCAGACGGAGCCCCAGCCCCAGCCCAGCACACACUCUUACCGCAAGUCCCUGCGCCUCUCCUCCGACCAGAUAGCCAGCCUGAAGCUUAAAGAGGGACCUAACGACGUGAUGUUCAGCAUAACCACCCAGUACCAGGGCACAUGUCGCUGUGAGGGAACCAUCUACCUGUGGAACUGGGAUGACAAAGUCAUUAUCUCGGACAUUGAUGGCACCAUCACGAAAUCGGAUGUAUUUGGGCAGAUCCUGCCUCAGCUGGGGAAGGACUGGACACACCAGGGCAUCGCUAAGCUCUACCAUUCUGUGGCUGAGAAUGGCUACAAGUUCCUGUACUGUUCAGCGAGGGCCAUUGGCAUGGCUGAUAUGACUCGAGGCUAUCUGCAGUGGGUGAAUGAUGGCGGCACCAUUUUGCCCCGCGGGCCCCUCAUGCUUUCUCCCAGCAGCCUCUUCUCUGCAUUUCAUAGGGAAGUGAUUGAGAAAAAGCCAGAAAUCUUCAAGAUCGAAUGCCUUACUGACAUCAAGAACCUGUUCUAUCCCAACAAGCAUCCCUUUUACGCCGCAUUUGGAAACCGAACCAAUGAUGUGUUUGCCUAUAAGGAGGUUGGAGUGCCUGUCUGCCGGAUCUUCACCGUCAACCCCAAAGGAGAGCUGAUUCAGGAGCAGACCAAGGGCAACAAGUCCUCGUACAGUCGAUUGAGCGAGCUGGUGGAGCACGUCUUUCCUCUGGUCAGUAAAGAACAGAGCUCUGCGUUUAACUUCCCCGAGUUCAGCACCUUCUGUUUCUGGAGACAGCCCAUUCCCGAGAUGAACCCCGACGACCUGCUCUAGGCUGAGGGCGCGCUCUGACUCCGCCCACCUGCGAUUUCAGCUCUGAGAACCAGCCUUCCUGCACAGAACCGGACACGGCAGACGCGGCCAACUGUUACAGGGUUGUGGGCUCAGUGACUAAUCCUUGAGGUCAGACCCCUGCAAAGUGCUGUGAAGACCUGAGCACUUGCAGUUAGUUGCCACACGGUCAUACAUAUUCAUACGUAUGUUCAUACACACACCAAAACACAAACCAAACCAUGCCUCCCUGUUCCAGCCAAGCCAACGUGUGUGUGUGUGUGUGUG